CGCACGCACACAUGCACGCACACACACACAAUUAAGCCAGAAAGUAGAUAUAUAGCCUUCAAAAUUACUUUAAAUAAUGAGUGAGGAGGCGGCCAUCUUGUUUUCAACUGAAGCCCCGCCCCCCAGCCGCCAUGAUGGUCUGGCCCGAUUCCAAUAAUAUUUUUAUUUCGUAAAUUUGUAUAUUGCGGCUUUUUAAGUGAGUUGUUGUGGUUUGUAAAAAUAUUUAGUGAUGUUUUGAGUGUUUUCCAUAAGUGUGUGAAGGGAAAUUUGUUGAUUAUGAGGUCCUUUUAGUGUAAAUAAGUGUUGCUUUUUACCGUUAUUUUUUUAAGGUCGUCCUAGAAAAAAAAAUAUUUCAGCCGCUAGGCAAGAUUUUAUUGGCUCAAAAAAUCGUUUAUGGUUAUUAAAGUGUGUUAUGAUCCUGUUGAGUUAGAUAUGUGGAGUUUUAAAAGAUUUAUAGGCGUGUGAAAAGUGGAAAAGUUGACAUUUAUUAUUUCUUUAUUUCUUUAUUUCAGCUUGUAACUAACUUUUGAUUGUUUGUAAAAAUAGUUUUGAUUUUUUAAAGUGUUUUGCAUUCCUGGUAAAAUAGAUUUGUGGACUUUACAAUGUUUUUUUAUCGUGUUUAUGUUCCAACAAUUUUUUAAUCGGUUCUUUUAAAAUAUCUUUAUUAUUAGUCAGGCUCGGAAUGGUUUUACAUUCCCAAUAUUAGUUAAACUAUUUGACAAGUUAGAAUAUAUUAGGCAUUCCGGCUUAGCUUCAUUUUUGCGAGGGGUCAAUUUCAAAAUGGAUUCGUUAACGUAUUUUUGAGGUGUGACGUCAUCAAUGACGUCAUCACACCAGGGGCCGGGACGCCCCUUCAUUGCAGUCUCUGUCUGUCAUUGUUCGGUCGCCUCCUCCGCCCCCCUGUCAGGUAUGGAGGGGUUAGGGAAAGGAGGUCGUGUUCCUGGGGCUGCCCCUGACAGGCCAGCUGACGCCCCUUGAUGUCUCCAUGGCCGUGGUGAGGCAGGAGAGGACUCAAGCAAAGCCACCGAUGCCCGCAUUAUACCGGUCAAGGCAAGAGUAUGAGAGGAGAUCACGAACUCUUGCUGCCAGUGGUCUGGGGCCGCAGAGGACUGUAAAACAGAUUAAGAAGAUUUGGGAAAACAUGAGAUCAAGGGCCAAGAAGUUUGUUAGUGACCAGAAGAAAAAACUGUGUCGAACAGGAGGUGGUCCUCCAAGUCCAGUCGUCAAGCCAGACCCUGUAUUGGAGAAAAUCCUUGCUCUCAUCGCAGACGAGCUAGAACUGGACCCAAACCACAAUGACAGUGACAGAUGGCCAACAGAUGUCACUGUUGUUGUUAUUAAUGAGAAGGGAGAGCAGUUGGAUGAGCCGAUGGCCAUGACUGAACAGCCAUCCACAGCAUGCUCAGUGCCUAUUUUGCUCAUGCCUGCCAGAGGAAAUGAUAGUGCACCUGCUGCUUGCACCUCUUUUGUUGAGUCAUCGGGAACUGCAGCUUUGCUCUACAGUCCUGCCAUCCACAGCACACCUCUUCCUUUAACUUCUAAGGACGUUCGUGGAACUGUAGUGUCAUCCUCAAGCUCCUCCAACCACUGUACACCACUUUCUUCAACCUCUGUUGAGGUACCUGCAACAGUAGCUUCAAUUUGUAGCACACCUCUUCCUUCCACCUCUGUUUUGGAAUCGGUACCAGUUACCUUUCCAAGUGAAUUGUCACCAAUACAGUCUUCCAGUGCGAGAGGAAAAGUGAGUGGGAAAAAGUUUAAAGCAGAGAAAAGGCAAGUGGAAGACAAUGUUGGCAGAGAGUCCUAUGAAAUGUUGUCAAAGUUUCAAAAGGAAGAACAUGAAAUAGUGAUGCAAAUUCAUAAACAAAACUUAGAAAAUAAAAAGAUGGAAGGGGACUGUCUAUGCCAAGCAAUGAAAAUUAUGUCUUCUAUACAUUCAAGAGUUGAAGACACUGGAAGAUGUGCAUGCAGCUGCAGGUGCAUUUGUAGAUUUCUUGGACAAUUCUAGAAAUGAUAAGGCAUAAAUUUGUUUUGUGGUGUUGCUGUAAGAUCAAGAUCCAAAGUUUCUUUACUCACCCAGUUUAGUACAAACACUUAUAAUAUAUAUAUAUAUAUAUAUAUAUAUAUAUAUAUAUAUAUAUAUAUAUAUAUAUAUAUAUAUAUAUAUAUAUAUAUAUAUAUAUAUAUAUAGUAAUCUCAGUGCUUUGUUUGAGGUAUCAUUAUAUUUUUUUGAAAUAGUACAUGGAUUCAUGUAUUCAUGUGAUAUAGGACUGUGAUUUAUUAUAUAAUUACUAUAUAAGGGCAAUGGCCAUUAAUAACUAGUCUCCUUUUUUACACCCCCAAUUUAGUAUAAACACUUAGAUAACACUUAGAUAAUCUCUGUGCUUCAUUAGUGAUGUGAUCAUUAAAGGAUUUUUUCAAUAAGACAUACAUUCUUGUGAUAUAUGACUGUGAUUUAUAAAUAGAGGUAAAGAUCAUUAAAACCUUGUCUUUUUCCUCAAUAUGUAUAUUUAUUUACAUUGGAUAAUAAAUUACUAUACAGUUAA
Molecule: messenger RNA, 2546 nt
Organism: Scylla paramamosain (green mud crab)
Lineage: Eukaryota; Metazoa; Arthropoda; Malacostraca; Decapoda; Portunidae
Exons: 5
Coding region: 986-2008 (340 amino acids)
Source: RefSeq, a predicted model, not a curated record